Molecule: messenger RNA, 6293 nt
Organism: Tyto alba (common barn owl)
Lineage: Eukaryota; Metazoa; Chordata; Aves; Strigiformes; Tytonidae
Gene: GAS2L3
Product: growth arrest specific 2 like 3
Exons: 11
Coding region: 967-3129 (720 amino acids)
Biological process (GO): actin crosslink formation
Cellular component (GO): actin filament
Molecular function (GO): actin filament binding; microtubule binding; cytoskeletal adaptor activity
Source: RefSeq, a predicted model, not a curated record
GCGCGGGGCCCGGGGCCCGGCCCGGUGCCGGGGAGCAGCGGGAGGGGCGGGCGGUGGCAGCGGGUGCGAGGCUCCCUCCGCCCUGCGGUGUGGUGGCGGUCGUGGCGGCGGUACCACCGCGGAGCCGGCUCCGCGAGGAAGGCUGACUACUUGAAGGUGGCAGACUUCUGGGUCUUCUCAUCCCAUGUUUCUCCUUGAAGGCCAGGUUGUGCAACAUAUGGAGGAGGAGAGGAGAAUGCUAUCUAUGUAUAAAGCUUAAACAUCUGGGACAGGAGAGGGAAGUUAUUUAUUUUUAAAGGAAAACAGAUGAGUUAAAACUGUCUGACAAUGUCUGCAGUCUGGUUUCCAGCUUAAUCAAUAAGAUGAGGUUUUAUUGCAGCUGUUAAGUAAUGGAGCAAGAAAGUUGCUUUGAACUGGCUUCAAGACACAAGUACAUUUCGAGGUUGUAAUGCCCUCCACUACCACUGUGGAGAAUUAUGCUGAGGAAAUUCCUCUGAUAAGUGUGUAUACAGCUAACCUGGUAAUAGUGAGCAUGUCUAGACCUGGAGCCUAUGUGGAGAGACUUACUGAUCCCCAGCCCAGUGUAGAGUUUAUGCUGGGUUUUUCCAUGGUUGAAAACAUUGCUGGAAAUAUACUGUGCUGGCUUCAGGAGAGAAAGGGUUGACCAGAUUGCUUCUAAAACUUUCCUUAAGGAUAGUUUUGACAGGGAAUUGUCCUGAUAACCAUACUGCUGUCAUAGUUCACAGCACUGUGUUGGAAACAUAAGUGUGUGCUAGCUGCCUGGGAAAUUGACAUCUCAAUAGAAGUGAAUAAAAACACUGAUUUCUCUCAUGGAUCUAUGGAAAAAGAAAUCUCAUUCUUCAAAAUUAUUUCCUUGCUUUAAGAUUUUCAUAAUCUUCAAAGUAUUUAAUGUAAGCUCAGGAUGCAUAUAUGUAUAUGUGUGUGCAUGGGGAGAAACUAAUGUAAAUGCAGGUGACAAUGCAGAAUGCAGUUCAGGUGUGGUUUGGUGACGACCUUCCCUUAAGUCCCCGAAGUCCUUUGACUCCCAGACACGGGCCAGGUUUGGCAGAUGUGUGCCUGUAUGACCAGUGGAUAUCUGUGCGGCAUGAAGCAACUUUGGUGCCUAUGCAAGAAGACCUGUCAAUCUGGUUGUCUGGCUUGCUGGGAAUAGAAAUCAAAGCAGAACAACUGUUAGAAGAACUUGAUAAUGGGGUACUACUUUGCCAAUUGGUUGGUGUUCUUCAAAACACAAUUAAAAAAUGUUGUAGCUCAAAUAAUUUAAGGAAUUUUCCUAUGAGAAAAGUUCCAUGUAAGAAGGAUGCUCCAUCAGGAUCAUUUUUUGCCAGAGAUAACACAGCCAACUUUCUUAACUGGUGUAGAGCCAUUGGAGUUGAUGAGACUUACCUCUUUGAAUCUGAAGGUUUAGUUUUGCACAAGGAUCCAAGACAAGUGUAUCUUUGUCUGUUGGAAAUUGGGCGCAUUGUAUCCAGGUAUGGAGUUGAACCUCCUGUACUAAUAAAAUUAGAGAAGGAAAUUGAACUAGAAGAAACGCUGCUAAUGACCUCUGGACCACCAUCACCUAUUAGCACAACAAAGUCAUGUUGUCACCAUGGGGAGCUACAUGAGGCAGUUAAACAUAUAGCAGAAGAUCCUCCCUGCAGUUGUUCUCAUCGGUUUUCAAUUGAAUACUUAUCAGAGGGACGUUAUAGAUUAGGAGAUAAAAUACUCUUCAUACGAAUGCUUCAUGGCAAGCACGUGAUGGUACGUGUUGGUGGAGGCUGGGACACUCUUCAAGGUUUUCUGCUUAAAUAUGAUCCAUGCCGAGUGCUUCAGUUUGCAACUCUGGAACAAAAAAUCCUGGCGUUUCAGAAAGGGGUCACCAGUGACAGUGUCCCCAACUCAUCAGCUGGAAUUCAGGAGCCUCCUGUUAUGAAUCCAAUGUCAGCUGUUGACAUGUUUCAAAAGCAGCCAUCAAAACCACUUAUUCCUGUUUCAAUUGUCGGUGCCACUGCCAAGAAGGCUUUAUCUAAACGUCCUCAGUCCCCUGCCCUGGCAUCACCAAAAGUGCCAGUAUCCCCGUUCCCUACAGCAAAGUCACUGCCACUCAGGUCCAAAUUACAAGGGUCUUCAAUGACAGGCAUGCAGUCUCCUUUCAAACCAUUAGCUAGCUCCUCAAAGAAACUGGAGUCUUCUGCACACACAUCACCGGCUUCUGCUCCUUCGCAGCCUGUCAGCAAAAGCUCUUCAUCUACAGGAACAAGAAGGGCUCUUGUUCACUCCGAAACAUUACGCAAACGUAUUCGGUCCCCUGAUGCUCCCAAGGUGAAAUUUGCCCUGCCUCAGGGCUCCCUGGCACCAGCGCUGCAUCCUGCCCUCUCGUCCUCUAAACAACAGCCGUCUCGCUUGCCUGGGACAGCUGAAACACAGGUGGCUUCAAACCAGAAGUGUGUCCCUGCUAAAUGCAAACCUGUAUCUGUCACUAAAACCAAAGCAAAUUCAGUUGCUCCGAGGGCUGCUCGGACACCUGUUACAAAUCUGCGUGCUGUUGCCAAGUUUGCGCAUUCUCAGCAGCACCUUGCAAAACCUCUCCCUGGAAAUGCUAUUCAGACAUCAGGAACUGGGUCUCAGCAUCCUCCGAAAGCUUCACAAACAGCUUCUGACCUGGCAAGGAAUCUGAAAAGUGCUUCAGUCCUAAAACACUCUGCUUCUGUACCUUCCCUUGCAGUUAGCAAAGCAUCAAAGUCAUCAUCUACACUGGUAUCUACAAGCAAAAAUCUAUCAUCAGCUGUCAAUAAGCAGCCAAAUGUCAGUAAACCCCCUCAGGUUGGACCCACUUCAUCCAAACCUCCUGAACGCACUCCCUUAUCUGUUGUACGGCUUCCUCAAACUUCAGCUAAAGCGGCAAUGACCAAAAAGCCAGCACAGCUUUCCACAAAAAGUCAGCCUUCAACCAAAAACUUGCAAGCAAAUGAAAGCUUGGCCCCAGCAGCCAAGAAGCCUCUCCCUAAGGGAAAAUCAGCAACAGCAUGUAACAAAGGAACACCUAGUGUUUCAAAAAGUCCUCUUAUGAAAAGCAGGCAAGAUGAUCACUAUUUUGUUAUGACAGGGAGUAAAAAACCCAGAAAGUAAACUUACUUGUUACUUUCUGUGGAAGUCUUAACUUUGUACAAAUGGGCCUCUUAUAUCUGCUACGUUGAGAACAAGGAAAAAAGUUAAAUAACACUACAUUUACCGUGAAAUAUUAGGUAUAACCUACAUUUUGCUGCAUAACUUACAGUAACAAAUGUAUUUAUUUUGCGGUUCAGAAACUUCUAUUUGGAUAUAUUUAGAAGUGAGCUUGCUUGCUAUGUAGAACCAUGGAAUAUCCCUGUUUGCUGCUAGCCUGACCUGCUGUGGGGAAGGCGGGAGAGAGGAAAGGGGAGCUAGGGCUGCUGCUCUUGCUGCUGCUUGUUUUCGAGGGAGUAAAGCCUGCCCAAGAAACAUCUACCCAGGGCAGAUCCUGAGUGAUUCUGGUGCUUCUGGCACAUCUGCAUUGAGGCCUGUGGCAAGUGAUAGAACUGUGCACAAGCUGUAAAAUUUCUAAUACCUCAAACAAAACUAUGUUUUUCGUAGUUCACUAGUGUCCCAGAACCCAAAUUUGGGUCACAUGCAUGUAUGAGAAAGAAAUGUCUAGUCAUGUUUAGAUUUGACAGCUACUGUUACGUGUUCACUGUGCCCCCCAUAUGCCUUAAAGUGGCUUCAGCUCACUUGGAAGUGGAGUGUUCUUGAUUUGUGUUAAGUUGGACAUGGAAAAUCAUGGCCUUGAUCUCUUGCUCUCGUUGUGCCUUAGCCUCUCAAAUUCAUAACAGAUCUCUUCAGUGAGCAAUGCUACUUUUGAAACCCUGGGCAGAUAAUCAUGCUUUGUUCAUGUUCAAAUCUGUCAGUAAGCGAGCCUAGUCUUUUCUAGAAAGCUCUUGCUGCAUGGAGUGAAGCUCCUGAGUUGCUGUGAGGAUGCUUUUCCCUGGGAUGGAGCCCCAGAGCAGCUCCUGUGCCAGCAACGCAGAGCUGCGAGUACUGACCUGCACUGGCAGAGACUUACUGCUCUGCAGGAGUGGCCUUUAUAUGUAACACUGAAUUGCUAAAUACUUCUCUCAGUGCUAGUGGUUAAUUUUCGUGAGCAGCCUUAGCAGUGGCAUUUUUUGUUUUAUUUAUGGAGACCUUCUUGCUGGCUCUCCUGUAUUACUUUCUGGAGGUGAGUAGUAGUUUCCCAAAGAUGUAACGAGGGACUGCAUUUGCUUUAAACAUCUGAAAGUGCUAGAAAGGUAUGCGCUGUUUAUGCUCUCAACUCCUGAAGGCUUUCAGUGGGUUAAGCAUCUGUGGUACCCAACACCUUUAUGCUUGACAAAAGUGAGUUUCAUGAUAGAUUAAUAAAAACUAAUGUCUUUGGGCAUUGGCAUUGUUUGGGUUAUUUGGGGUUUAAUGAAAGGUUGUUCCUAUAAACACAGGAGCUCUCAAGAUCUGAGAAGGGACACUGCUGACUUCUACAGACUGUCACUUCUACUCUCCAUUCCCAGGAUAUUUACUUAUGGGCAGGAGAAGACAUGCAUGGAAACUGCAGUUUCUGAAGUUGCAUAUUUAAUAUAUAUUUCUUCCCCUGGAGCUAGAGUAAGCAAGCAUCAUAAACUGAGUUCUCAUGUGCAGUGGCGAAGUCAUUGAGCUGCCUUUCUGAGCACCUUGUUAGCUUUUUUAUUUAUGAUUCUAUUUAUGCAUAUCUACUGUAUAGUACUGCUUACAACCUGCUGGGAGUAAACAGUAAAUAUCAAUAUCCAAACUGUAGGAGCAAAACAGAUCAGUUUUAAUAACAUGGACAGGAGUCCCACAAGCUCAUAUGCAAAGUUAUAUCACUGAGGGAAGGCCUGAGGCCUACUUGUUUUAUAAAUACACUGGUCAAAGGCACUGCUACAAAUGUUAAGAAUAGUGUUGACUGUAGGGGACCGCUUUCGGGUUUGAUAAAUAUGGCACACAGUUUCAUAUACUGAAAGCAUAUUACAGUAGAUGACUUGAUUUUGAUUUUGGGCUUCCAAAGAGCGAGUUACGAUGAAGUGUAUCUCAUGCAUGUUAAUAGGUGAAUUCUUGGAGUUUCUUUCUGUACAGGGUCUGGCUGAGAUGGAGUUAACUUUCUUCAUAGCAGCCCUUAUGGUGCCAUGUUUCAGAUUUGUGACUAAAAUAGUGUUGAUAACACACCAAUAUUUUGGCUGUUGGAGAACAGUCUUUGCACACGGUCAAGGUUUUCUCUUUUUCCUGCUCUGCCCUUACAGCAAGUAGGCUGAGGGUGGGCAAGAGACUGGGAGGGACAUAGCCUUGACAGCCAAUCUGAACUGGUCAAAGAGCUAUUCCGUACUGUAUCUCAUCACCCUCAGCAAUAAAAAUGGGGUAGAGGAAGAAGGUGUGUGUAGGGGAGUUGGCUUCCAAGGUGGCCAUUGUUUGCAGACUGGCUAGGAAUUGAUCUGCCUGCGGGAAGUAGUGAGUGACUGCCUUGCAUCACCCGGUGGUUUGGUUUUUUUCCUCUUUCCUUCAGUUAUUAAACUGUCUUUAUCUCAGCCUGAGUUUUCUUGCUUUUGCUGCUCUUCUGUUCCUCAUCUUGCUGGGGAUGGAUGGAAGAGUGAGUGAAUGAGCAGCUGUGUGGGGUGCUUGGCUGCUGGCUGGGGUCAACCCACAACACCUCUUGAACUGUUUACAAGGGUUUUAGUAGUAAUUUAAACACAGAGACUCUGGGAUCUCAUUGUAAAGCUAUCUCAACAUCUACCUUUUUGAACUAUAACUUCAGAGAAAAUGAAGCAGAUGACUUCAUCUUUGUGAUCCAUUAUCUCAUGUACUAGACUAAAUUUUAUGGUUCAAAAUGAAAUAAAAAUCAUAAGCUUUUACAGUCAAAACCUUAAUCAGCUAAUCUAAAGAUGGUUCACCUGUUACAUGUGGGAAGGUUUGGUUUUAUUACAAAUAUAGUGUAUUUGAGCAUGGUCCAACUUCUGUAAAUAUUGCAGUCUCCAGCUUUAUAGUCAUGCUGACUACAGGUGUCAUGUAACUUGAGGUGAGUCAAGAAUAAGAUGUAACAAAAUACCUCCUAAUGGAAAUAAAUAUUCUUUUUGCAAUAUUUACACUGCCAAAUAGCAAGUCUAAUAUUUAGCUUGUACUACUUUUUGUGAGGGAAAGGUAACUUGAAGCAAGAAUCUGACUGAAUUCUCCAUGUGUUAUUGAUGUCCUUCUGUAUGAGUACUUAUUUUAAAUAAACACAUAAUGCACCUUUUUUACAUGCA